Messenger RNA from Knipowitschia caucasica, 420 nucleotides. NCBI's taxonomy places the organism in Eukaryota, Metazoa, Chordata, Actinopteri, Gobiiformes, Gobiidae. The record is from the annotation of a GenBank genome assembly.
AUGGCGGCGUUGUUUACAUGUCUUCUCCUUCUGUUUUGUUUAACUUCAUCUUUCAGAGAAGUGACAGCUCUGGGUCUGGUUUCAGAACCAUGUUACAAACCGAUCCGAGGCGUGUGGCCGGACUCUGUGAGGACCCGCAGUCGUCCUCAUGAGUCCCUGUCGGCCUCAGAUCUCCCCGAGUCCUGGGACUGGAGGAACAUGAAGGGGAAGAACUUUGUGAGUGUGACGAGGAACCAGCACAUCCCUCAGUACUGCGGCUCCUGCUGGGCCAUGGGGGCCACCAGUGCCCUGGCAGGUUCUUGGUUUUUGGUUGGUUUUUUUUUGGGUUGUUUUUGUUUGUUUGUUCUUGGGUGGUGUGGUGGGUGGGGGUUGGGGUGGUUGUUUUGGGGGGGUUUCUUGUUUGUGUGUGGUAUUAGUUGA